This is a messenger RNA of Entrophospora sp. SA101, 162 nucleotides long. The record is from the annotation of a GenBank genome assembly. Lineage: Eukaryota; Fungi; Glomeromycota; Glomeromycetes; Entrophosporales; Entrophosporaceae.
AUGGAAUUAGAAAACAUUAAGGCUCUAAUUGAAGCUAAGGCAACUAUGUUGUGUAUUGUUGUUGAGGUAAACGGACAUCCUGUCAAGGCUUUUGUUGAUUCUGAAGCUCAAGAAACUAUAAGAGGUGUAAAUGAGGAAGCACAAAUUUUGGCAUUUUAUUGA